AUGAUCGAAACAAAGGAAGACUUAUUCAAUGGAAGAGAUGGAUUCGCCCAAUACUACAAUAAGAAGCCAAAAUCCUUUUAUUUGUUGACCAUAAUAUUGACCCUAAUACUGUCGGGCUUUUUAUUUGUGCUCUUUUUUAUACUGAACUCCAGAUUUGGAUUCUUUAAUGAUCAAAGUCGGGACGAAUGGAGAAUCACUAUGUUGAUGGAGGAAAUGGACGGCUUACACAAGGAAAUCAGGGGAUUAAAAAAGGAAUUGGCAAUAACUUCCUCAAGACAAUAUGCCCCAAAUACUGAUAAUCUCAAUGUAUUAACUCUCGAAGCCAUCACCCCUUCCCCAUUUGAGGAAGAUAUGGCAGCCCUGGUCGAUGAAGAAGAGAAUGUUAUCAAAGACUCCUUUAAAAAUUCCCAAACUUCCAAUAUCAACAAAGAAAAUAUAACCACUAAUAGUAAGGGUGUUAGCACAUUACCUCAGCGCAAGAUGAAUAAAAGGUCUAAGAGACAGGUCAAUCGGGAAAGCGGUUUUACAGGAUAUUACAAUGUGGGACACCGAAUUCCAGGAGCCUCCAGGACAAAUGGGAAUGGAAAAGCCGUUUUACAUGGGGUAUCUGGCAACAUAGGUGCCGAGGCUUGUCAAUGCGAACCAGGACCAGAAGGAAGAACUGGGGAACCUGGUCCUAGAGGGGAAACUGGAUUUCAAGGUCCUCCAGGUGGUAGAGGUGAGAUUGGUUCCAGUGGUGCACCAGGCCAAAAUGGACUCCCCGGACCUCAAGGGCCACCGGGAUCUCCUGGAAGUAUAGGAAUGAAGGGCAUGACAGGUGAUAAUGGAACUCCAGGGCAGCCAGGUAAUGAUGGACCAAUUGGCCAACCUGGUCUGCAAGGCCCAACUGGCAGGGACGGAUCUAAUGGCUUUGAUGGAAAAAAUGGUGAUCAAGGGAGAGAUGGUACUCCAGGCAGAGAUGGUCAAGAUGGACAACCUGGUUUAGAUGGGAGACCAGGCAAAGAUGGCCUGCCCGGUGAGCCAGGUAGAGAUGGUACAGAUGGAAAAGAAGGCCCAACAGGAAUGAAAGGAAUGAUAGGUCCUGCAGGUCCAAAAGGACCUCCUGGCACUCCAGGAGCCCCAGGCUCUAAUGGUUUACCCGGACCUCCAGGGACCGUGAUGGAAUCAUUAGUUAAGGGAGAGCCGGGCCAAGAUGGCACACCAGGAGAACCAGGGCUUCCAGGAAGAGACGGACAACCCGGAACUCAGGGUGAACCUGGAAAUCCAGGGUAUACAGGACCAUCUGGUUUGACCGGACCUUCAGGCCCACCAGGAAGGGAUGGAUUAGAUGGCCCAAGAGGUCUGCCAGGAGUCGACGGCAUACCCGGAGAAGAUGGUUCGAGAGGUCCAUUAGGUCCCAUAGGUCCGUCUGGCCCUAAAGGGGACAGAGGCGAGGAUGGAGUCUGUGCUCAAGAUUGUCAAAAUAUUGCGAAAUCUGCUCUUAGAACUGAAAUGAGCACGAUGAAAGGAUUACCUUAUACGAUAUGGGGCUCAUUGACUUGUAAUAGAAACGAGGAACUUCUAUACUACGGACAAAUGGCGAGUGGUCAUUAUCAUUAUGUCGGAAGUGGUGGUAAUUAUUUGUGCAUGCCGGACUCUCCUAAAUUUGCUAAAUACCAAGAUGGCUUGGAUUCGGAAGCUUUGAUAUUCGGCGUUAGGUACAGUAUAUUAAAAACUGUUGUGGUACUGGAUAAACAACAUCAAGAAGUUCACAAUCAAAAUGCUGCUUGCGCGGUUUGCCUGGACACUCAAAAGACCAUUCAAAUCAUGAUCCCUGGUCAAAGCAUGUGCCCGAAUACCUUUUUAGUCAUGUAUCAAGGUUACAUUAUGUCAUCCAAUGAAUUGUACGCUAGAACCGAAUACAUAUGCGUUCAUUCCAAGGUCGACAUCUAUCCAAAUGGUAGCAAUGCCACCGAUGCUCCUGGUAGCCAAUUAUAUGUUGUGGAAUCUCAGUGCGAGCUUUUAAUGACCGAGAAUAGGAUAAAUAAAUAUGCUGCAGAGGUUGAAAAAAAAUAUGAAAAAUUUUUGUCUAGACGCGAAAAUUUGUAUCCAAAUGGUAUAAUAACCCAAGGUUUAAAAUUAUUACACAGUGUAGCCAAUCCGAUAAGAUCUAAUGAAUAUUAUAACGAGAACCCAGUAGUAUUGAGUUCGAACAUAAUAAUAAAAACCAACCGAAACACUUCUAAAACUGUCAAUAUUUGGACAGAGGAUAUUCCAGAUAUUUUUAAAAUAUACCAUUCCGAAUAUAAGCGAAAGCUUGAAAGAGAUGACAAUUACAAUUACUAUGAUCAAACUCAAGAUGUUCCUUUUUCUAAAAUGUUUGAUGACAAUGGACACCUAAAAAGAAAUAAUGAUCUAUAUGUUUACCAUAUUGAUUUGGAAAUAGAUGAACCUAUGUAUUCUAGGCCAAGAAGAUAUUUAAAUAAUCAUGACCAAAAUUUAAACAACUUUCACAUUAUUGUAAAUAUAACAGACGUUGAUGAUAAUUCAAACAACAUCCCUAGUUCGGGAGACGUUCCUGUAGAAAUAAAUGAUGAAAAUCAAAAUUAUGAAGAAUGCAAAAAAGAUAAAAAAAUGAUAGAUGAUAGCGAGCUCACCAACAUUCUGAUCAGUAACAUAAGUUAA
Molecule: messenger RNA, 2664 nt
Organism: Gordionus sp. m RMFG-2023
Lineage: Eukaryota; Metazoa; Nematomorpha; Gordioida; Chordodea; Parachordodidae
Exons: 14
Coding region: 1-2664 (887 amino acids)
Source: RefSeq, a predicted model, not a curated record